Molecule: messenger RNA, 2743 nt
Organism: Carassius gibelio (silver crucian carp)
Lineage: Eukaryota; Metazoa; Chordata; Actinopteri; Cypriniformes; Cyprinidae
Gene: ucn1
Product: urotensin 1
Exons: 3
Coding region: 1066-1503 (145 amino acids)
Cellular component (GO): extracellular region
Molecular function (GO): hormone activity
Source: RefSeq, a predicted model, not a curated record
AGCCUUUCCAUAAUCUUAGCCCUAUGUUCAUCAUAAAAACAUCAGUCAUACCUGAAUUUCUUGGAAGUAUUUUAUCUAUUCACAGGUUCAAUCUGCAGAUCAAGUUAUCCAGUCCAGUUAUCUGUCACUGGAUAACUGGUGGUGUACCUGCUAACUGUCAUCCCCCAACCCGCCCACCCCCCCCCACAAAAUAAUGUUUUAUAUAUAUAUAAAAUCAUUUCUUCACACUGAGCAGGAAGUUAAAGCCAUGUUUAGGAUUUUCCUUCGAGAGCGUGUCAGGCUUAUGUAAAUAUCUCAGCAUGUCCAGCUAAUGCUUCGUCACUCUGGGGAAUUGACGGCUAGCCAGAAACAAUAGUCAACAGUGACUAAACCUCUGCAUCUGGCUGUUGAAUGCAUUUUGCUCAGCCACUCUUGAAAACAUGUUACAAUUUACAGUUAGAAAGCAUUUUAAUUCAUGACUCCAUGACAUGGUGUAUUUUUUACUAAUAUUAAUGUCAGUAUUACAACUUGAAGUUCUCAAAUGUACUUCCAGUACUGUGAAUUUAGCUCAUAAACAUUCAUUCUAGGCUGAUUAUUUUAAAAUAACUUGUGUGUGUACUACCUAAUAACAAACCACAGCCAAGUGUAAGAUAUGAAACUGAAAUCAAUUAAUAAAAUUAUAUGUACAACAUACAGUUCCCAUUAUUGUUGCAGUCAUAUAACAUAUAUAUAUAAAGAGAGAGAGAGCCAGCCAAUGAAUGAUGUCUGGCUGCGUCUUGGAGAAUUUCAGCACCUUGGACAGAGACGAAGGCUUUCGUGUCCCCGUUGCGCUUCUGCUCUCCUCCAGACCACAGAUGAGCAGCCAUGCAGAAAUCCAUCACGACAGCAGAUCCUUAGCCCAUUUUGCUCAGAAUUGCCUCAUUUACAAGCAGUUUAUGCAGCUCGACUGACGUCAAUGGAGCGGUGUGUGAUGUAUAUAACCAUUGAGCUCCAGGAGCUCCACUCCAGUCUGUCUGCAAACACUCUUCCUUACAAGUACUUUUGAAGCAACAGAAGACGACCGAGAAGCGCGCAGCUGUGUCCAGCAUGAAGCCCGUCCCUUUGGUCCUGCUCAUAACUUCAGUCUUACUGACCACCCACAUCCCGCUGAGCACCUGUCGACCCCGCGACCUGAGCCUCGUGAACAGCCAGCUAGACGACGUGCUGUCAAACGGGGCAGGAGACGACGCUAUGUCCUACCUCGUGGGUGAAAAACUCCUUCAGUAUUUGCAAAGAAACCUCGGAGCGCAGAAGGCAAGCGGUGUCCUGCAUCUCCCGCACUUCCCCGCGGCGCAGCUCCGCUCUCCUCACGAGGACAGCAGCUUAGAAGAGCUCACGGAGUUUUCCAAACGGAACGACGAUCCUCCGAUCUCCAUCGACCUCACCUUCCACCUACUGAGAAACAUGAUCGAAAUGGCGCGAAACGAGAAUCAAAGGGAACAGGCGGGACUGAACCGCAAAUAUCUAGAUGAGGUUGGGAAGUAGCUGUAGCUCCACGAUGAUGCUUUCAAUCGGCGAGUAAAGAACAAGCUCAAUGCACUCUUUCACACCCCCAAACUCUCGCUUAAGCAUAUGACAUUCACCGAUGCCUCCUGCUGACCCACACUCUUAGAAAUAAAGGUUCUUCAGUGGUUCCUUGCCACUGCAAUGAACCUCCUUCUCGUUCUUGAGUUGGCUGAGGUUCCUUGGAGAUUAAAAAAGGUUCUUCAGAUCAGUCUGUUGGUUUUUGCAUUCCAACACAAAAAAAACAACAACAACAAAAAAAAGUUCUUCUAAAAGGUUCACUUGUGGCAUCAGGGUUAUGUUGAACCUUUAUUUUUAAGAGUGGCAUCUAUCUGUUCACCAGCAGAGUUUCUGGUGACCUGCUGCUGUCUCCUUCACCUCUGGACCAUUUUAGAACCAGGAACCACAUGCAAGAGUCACACAACAGACCUACCAGGACCUCAAAAUGCUGCCCACGGCAAAUGAUCAGUCAGGGUGGUUCACAUGUAACCAGAUCUACAAUUGACUUGUGCCCUUUGAGUGUUUACCGUAAUUGGCCUCUUAUUUAGAAAUAAAGGUUCUUAAUUGGCAUCUGUGGUUCCAUGAAGAACGUUUAACAUCCAUGGAACCUUUAUAGUGGUUCUUUAGAUGAUUAAAAUUCUCUUCACACUUAGAACGAAAAGGCUCUUUUUAGAACUGUUCACUGAAAGGUUCUCCUAAGACACGGCUGUGAAUCUCCUUAUUUGGAACCUUUGUUUUUCAAUGUCUAUAAAAUGGAAGAAAUAUUACUAAACCGUUAAAAAUCCUAAUUGGUCUUGAGUUAUUCUCAACAAAGUAAAAUAAGGCCAUUUGUAAAAAGUCAUUUCUGUUCGGCUGGUUUGGUUGCAUCCUCGCACUUUGCCAAAGGGAGUGUUCUUAUGACACAAAAUGCUAUACUUUGGUAAUAUUACUAAUAUUUACCACCACAUAAUGCCAUAUGCUCACUGUAUACCAAGUGCAAAAGUAUGUUCUCCUCACAUGGUGGGAAACAAUGAUCUGUAGCACUUCAACCAAGACGCUUACCCACGUUUUGUGACAAUAAUGUUGGACAAUAUUACAAAGUGCUUGAGAUAUACUGUACAUUGUAUAUUGCUUAUCACGAUGUAAAUUACAUAUUGCACCUAAAUGCAAACAUGACUUUGUAUUUUGAACAUGAAUCUGCAGAAAUAAAUGAGACUACAUGCCUUUUACAAGUAACUGAAAA